CUAUCAGACCAGCUCGAAAGGAGGGGUCGGGCUUUCAGACGAAAAUCGAUUCAAGCAUUCAUCAAGGGAGGUUGAAACCCGAGGUUUGGGGACGAAGAGUCCUUUUUGGCUGGUUAGUCUGAGGCGGCCAACAGGUCUGUUACACAGAGUUAAACUGUUUCUGAGACAAACAGACGUACACCAUGCCAGCAGCAAGGUAAGGACACACUAGACUUUGGAGAGGACCUGAUGUGCAUUGUGUUAUAUAGUCUGUACAGUGCAUGGUUCAAUGCUGAGGUGUUGGUCUAUAUAGUGGAUGGUAGGAUGCAAAUGUGGUAUAGACUAUGCAUAGACUGUUCAGUGGAUAGUAGGUUGUGGUUGUCUGUUUAGUGGAUGGUAGGAUGCUGAAAUAAUGGUGUAGCUGGUAUGGUGGUAGGGAAAUUGGCUCACCACUGUAAUCAUAAGGGAGCAUAUAGAGAGCUUGUUCAGUAGGAACCUGUGUGCAUUAAGGGUGGGGCGUCAGUGAAACACUGAUCAUUAUUUUAUUAAGAACGGGCCAACUCCCUAGAGGCCUAUUAACAUAGUAUAUUAAUGAAGGCUAGAGUAAGUUAGAACAUUUUAUUAAAGUGUCACUCCACAAUGAUACAAUUGAGAAUACAAAAUACAGAUUUUUUUAAACUACAUUAUGGACCACUCAAAUAGAGUUUUGAGACACUCAAAAACAAUCAUAAUCAAACAUGGUGCAUAUUUCCUUUAGCGUCAUCUAUAAUACAUUUUAUUCUCUAUAGUAUACAUUAGUAUCAGUUAUUAUACAUUCCGUCAUUUAUACACAUGUAUCAAAAACAAAAAGUACAGUAGAUAAAAGGACAUUUAGGCACUUAUAAAGAAACCUCUCCGUUGGAGGAUCAUGUUACCUGAUACAUUUUCACACUUUCUACAAGGCUAUAUGCAGGAAGCAAACAGUCAAAACAGGGGGGGAAUAACCUGAACUUGUCCAUCAAGAAACGUUUUCGUUGCAAAACGUUUUCUGUUGCAAAACAUUUCGCUAUGGUGUGCAGUGUGCACUAAUGAAUACACCCCAGAUGUACAGUAGCGAGAGAGAGUUCAACAAGGUUCACCCUGACCCUGCACAGCCUGUCCACUUUUAUUUGUUUUGGUCUUGAAUAUUAUACCUAAGCCGUGUGUGUGUGUACUGAAGCCUGAUUUAAUAUGCGUAUCACUCUGGCACUGUGUCCCUCAGCAGUGUCAGUCUUUUGACCCGCAGCUGAAACUCUCUCACACACACGCAGGCAGAUCUGUUUGUUCAGUCAGUUCUGUUUUACUAUUGGGUCUCAGAGGGGGAGGAGAGGUGGGUAGGAGAGAUGUUGGUUUAGAAACAUAUUUGGGAUAACGCUUGUCACAAGACUACAACUGUUACAAAAUCAAGCUUUGUGUUCAACUCAUCCCUGGAAGACACACACGAGCAUGUGUGCACACACACACACUGCUGUCCUCCUGAUGGUGCCUUUAAGUGAACUAUGUCAUGUGAUGAUGCAUGAAUGAAUAUAGGUCUUCUAUCACAUCUCUGUUAACACCAUCUGUGUUCACAGUCCAUAUUCUCACCUAUUGACGUUAUGUAGCGCGUCAGACUGUUUAGGCCUACCUAUUAUCCUGCCGUCGCGUGAAUGGUACACAUAUGGGCGGUCAAUGGAACGCAUAGACUGUUAUUCCACCAUUUUCUGAUGAUUUGUAACAAUACAAAAGUAAUGUGAUUGAUAUUAAUCUGUAUAUGUGUGUUUUACAGCCCUAAUUCUCUGUUCGGGAUGGGGAACCCCCUUCUGGACAUAUCAGCCGUCGUGGACAAGGACUUCCUGGAUAAGUGAGUCAUUGGGUACGGGGCUUAGGUGGCUUUCACAGCUAGAUCGUUUGUACCCCCUAUGUUUGGUUUGUUUGUACAGGUGUGAACACUAUCCACAUUCUGAUGUGCACCAAACAAGUGCAGAGUAGUUCACUCAAAAAGUGUUGUCUCAGGCCAAUUCCAUUCGUACCAUGGUGCCGUUCGCUGCAGGUCAGAACACAGCCCGGACCAAACACAGGAAAACAACCAAGCAUUUAAUGAAAUGCACAUAACUUGAUUUCUCUAAAACAUUUUAUGUAUUUCUCAACACCAGUAGGCCUAUAUAUUAAUAGAAAGACCAAGGUCUUUGGUUGAAAUGGGCACCCUUUUAUCAUAGAUUAUUCUAAAAUUGAGUUCUUAACACUGGGAGCGCCGGAAUUCCAUAACUACUAGAAUGGCCAUGACAGUCAUUCUGACCGUUAAUGUUUCAAUUGUGUAAAUAUUCUAUAAUAAAUAAUAAAUUGCAAAAUUAAUGCAUUUAUUAUGUUAAAAUAGGUCAUGAGCAACCUCAGGACACCAAAUCUAAAUUGUAAUCAGUCAGAAAAUGUAUUGAUUUAUCCAGAAGCGCAUAGACUGUAAAUACUAAAAUAAGAUGAUAGUGUAUUUUCUGACUGUAAGACAACAGUUGCCUACCCAUAAUAAUAAUAAUAGAUGUGGCCUAAAGACCAGAAUAAAUUGACAAAAGUCUGAUGGGUGACAAUCAGGGUCGGAAAUGAACGUUUUGGUCCACAAGCCACUGUGGCAGGUAGAUUUAAAAAAUCUACCAGCCACUCAGAUUUUUCACCAAACAAAAUAUGUUUCGCCAUAAUUACACAAAAUAUCACACACAAACCGAUGAGCAUGCUUUCUAAUGUUUCAAAAACAAUAAAUGUAUUACUAGUAAGAAGUAAUGGGGUGCUCUCCCGAGUGGCGCAGCGGUCUAAGGCACUGCAUCGCAGUGCUUGAGGCGUCACUACAGCCAAGGGUUCGAUCCCAGGCUGUGUCACAGCCAGCCGUGACCGGGAGACCCAUGAAGUGGCGCACAACUGGCCCUGCGUCGUCCACUGUUAGGGGAGGGUUUGGCCAUCUGGUAUUUCCUUGCAACGUCAACAGUGAAGAGGCGACUCCGGCGCAGUGAAGGCCAUAUCUCAGACUGGCCAAUAAAAAGAAAAGGUUAAGAUGGGCAGUCUGAGAUAUGGCUUUUUCUUUGCAACUCUGUCUAGAAGGUCAGCAUCCCGGAGUCGCCUCUUCACUGUUGACGUUGAGACUGGUGUUAUGCGGGUACUAUUAAAUGAAGCUGCCAGUUGAGGACCUGUAAGGCGCCUGUUUCUCAAACUAGACACUAAUGUGUUUGUCCUCUUGCUCAGUUGUAAUGGGGUAUAUUGCUUACUUUCAUUUAAUUUUUGUGACCUGUGUCUUUUAAAGAUGCACUAAGCAGAAAUCGCUCCACUAUUUCCUGGUUGCUAAAAUUCUAAUAAUUUGCCUAAUUUCAGUUUGUGACAAAAAAAGCAAUUAUAGUGUAGAGAAUCAAUGUACCAUCUAAAUCGCUGUGAAAUAUAUUUUCCAUAACCAAAAAUAUAGUUUUUUUCAGCUGUUUUGAAGCUCGUGUACAAAACCAAAACAGUGAGGGGAAAAAAGUAUUUGAUCCCCUGCUGAUUUUGUAAGUUUACCCACUGACAAAGAAAUGAUCAGUCUAUAAUUUUAAUGGUAGGUUUAUUUGAACAGUGAGAGACAGAAUAACAACAACAAAAUCCAGAAAAACGCAUGUCAACAAUGUUAUAAAUUGAUUUGCAUUUUAAUGAGGGAAAUAAGUAUUUGACCCCCUCUCAAUCAGAAAGAUUUCUGGCUCCCAGGUGUCUUUUAUACAGGUAACGAGCUGAGAUUAGGAGCACACUCUUAAAGGGAGUGCAAAUGGAAGAAACACAAAAUAACUGUCAAUCUCCUGCGGCCUCUCACCUCGUGGAGUUGCAAUGAUCAUGAGAACGGUGAGGAAUCAGCCCAGAACUACACAGGAGGAUCUUGUCAAUGAUCUCAAGGCAGCUGGGACCAUAGUCACCAAGAAAACAAUUGGUAACACACUACGCGGUGAAGGACUGAAAUCCUGCAAUCCUGCAGCGCCCGCAAGGUCACCCUGCUCAAGAAAGCACAUAUACAUGCCCGUCUGAAGUUUGCCAAUGAACAUCUGAAUGAUUCAGAGGAGAACUGGGUGAAAGUGUUGUGGUCAGAUGAGACCAAAAUCGAGCUCUUUGGCAUCACCUCAACACGCCGUGUUUGGAGGAGGAAUGCUGCCUAUGACCCCAAGAACACCAUCCCCACCGUCAAACAUGGAGGUGGAAACUGUAUGACCAACGUGGCUGGUGAAAUAUACAUUUUUACCUGCCAAUGACAAAAUCUACCCGCAUUUGGCGGGUAUUCAUUUCCAACCCUGGUGACAAUAUUAUCAAUUAUCAAAUUGAGAAUGAAGAGACUGAUGACCAGCGCAGCAUACAUUGACUAAGAAGGGAACAGAGCUUACCAAAUAGCACUUCUUCCAUAUCCUACAGAGGUCCAUGCAGGCCAGACAUUUUGAUUGCUAUACCCUAUCGGAAAGAGAAGAUUCCAAGGUUUCUAAUGAACCUAUUUUUGCCAAACAACUCUACAAAUUGUGCUGAUGGUCUCUGUUUCAAAAUAUAACUUGUUCCUAGAAUAACCAUGGAUCCAUGCCCAUGUGAGUACAGGUGACAAUCAGCAAUAUAGCCUUUUGGGAAAAAUAUCCUUUCAAUUUUCUUCUGUUAUAUUCCAUUAUAUUCUUACUGUAAAAUAUGUGUUGACUGGUAGGGCAUAGCCUGUGACGUCUGCUAAAUGAACAAGUUGAUUUCAUUGGCAUGACACAGCCAUAGCCUGCUACUAAGCACAGAUAAAUACAAUUAUGUCAGCACUAAUUGUGAAUGAAGAACAGGGUGGGCCAUUCUACUGUAUUGAUCUUUUUAAAGUAUAAUCUCAAAACAGUAUAUACCCUAUAUCAGUCCACCGAAUCCAAGCAGUCUUAUUAGUCUACUCUAGGCCUACUUGGAGUAGGCUACACAGUGAGAGCGUGUGUAAUUUACAAUGACAAGACCAAGACUAAUGGAUAGACAUGCUGCGUUAGCGUUACUACAAGAUCUGAAUGAAAACUACUUUGAUGGCAGGGAAGAAAUGGAUCUCUGAUGAUUAUUCUGAAUCAUGCUGAAUGGUUUUCCAUAUCUGGGAAAAGAUCCAUAUCGGACAGCAGUUGAUCGAGUGUCGGCUAAUGUGGUGAAGAUGCUUGUGGAACCUUACAUUGGCAAGGGGAGAAAUGUCACCAUGGACAAUUUCUUCCCUUCACUGUCAUUGGCGAACAAGUUGCUCGCAAAGAAAACAAGCCUGGCCGGCACCAUGUACAAAAUAGAUGGGAGCUCCCUCCCUUUACGCAAAAUAAGGCAACUGCACAGUAGCAGUUCUCAAUAACAGGGGUGCUGUUCUCCACAACAGUGCUGAAGACAACACUCACACUUUACCAAUGCAAGGCAAGAAAAAACGUCUGUGUCAUGAGCGCCAUGCAUCCGACAGUUGACAGUUGCCAUUGAUCGGGACACAGCAAAGAGAAAACUGGAGACUAUUACACACUACAACAAACGAAGGUAUGUCACUAUUACAUAAUACACAUUGCCAUAUAUAGAUACACUUAUGCAACGCUCUUCUGUAUCAAACGUGUUGUUUUUCCUAUGAGAAAAUUAUCCUCACCUUUUUUUAUUUGGUUCCAUAGGUCGGUGUGGAUGUUUUGGAUCAGACGGCUGUACUCGGUGAAAGGUGGAACUCGCCGCUGGCUUGUUGCUGUGUUCUACAACCUGCUUGACUUGGCUGCUAUCAACGCACAUGUGUUGUUCAAGCAGUAAUUGAACAAAACCAUGAGCAGGAGAGACUUCAUCAUGAGUCUGGCACACGGGCUACAUGAGAGACAUGAGGGCCAAGGCAGCAGCAAAGAUUCCACGCGAGCCAUUGCGCAAGCAUAAUUGCACACAGCUCCCGGGGAGGAGAAACUGCCAGGUGGGCAGAUGCACACAGAACAGAACCCGCGACACCUGUUUCAGCUGCAAGCGACUUGUUUGUGGGAAGUGUUGCAAGCAAGUGAAAGUGACAAAGAUUUGUGUGGUGACUGUUAGGACAAGGGAUAACAGCUGAAUGAGAUCCAACUGUUGCGUGAAGACGCACACCAUAAUGUAAGCAUGAGCGAAGCCACAAAUAAUGUGUCCAAUAACUGACAAUAAUGUACUAUUUUGACCUGUCAUAUGGACACUUAAAUUCAUUAUAAAUCCAUUAUAACUUUUGUGCUGAUUUUCACUAUCCACACGCACACUUGGCGCUUAUACUGAUGUUUAGGCUACUGAUAUUUUCUUCAUUGACUGCGCCUCUUGCUGACCGUGCGUCUUGGUGGUUUGGGUAUUUUUAUUUGUUUUGUUAUAAAAAGAAGCUUUUACUGUGUUCCAACGUAUAUUUUUUUGGUUUCAUAGUUGUAACAAAGGCACUCCACAAAUAAAAUGUAUUUGACACUUGAAAUUCUGUGUUUUUAGUGUUUUUGUUUUUACAUAUAGCCAGCCUAUAGUAACGUAAUGAAAAAGUUGUUAUUUCAAAUAUAAAUGUUUCUGUAUUCUAAUGUUACCUAAGACCUUUAUAAACCCAACCAAAUGAUUAUUUUUUCCAAUAGCAUAUAUUUAUUAGACUGUUAGAAUGCUGACAUCCAAAAGAUGUGUCAUUGGCAUGAAGAGGGGCUGGCUGCUAUUUUUACUCUUCGAGGCCCUGCUAUUCUACUGUUCAAUAUGCAUACGGUCAUGUCAUGGCUAUUUUGAGUUUUUGUCUUUUAUGAUAUUUAUCUCAAAGUACUCCUAUAGUGUAAUACACAUAUUGAGGAAAAGUCAGGGACGGGUAGGUGAAAGGUUUUUAUUGAAAUUACUAAAUUGAAAAUGGUCAGAUUGACCAUCUUGGCGGUUUUAGUGUUAAAGGAAUAAUCCACUCAAACUAUCUUUAGGUAUUCUUUUCAUUAGUCCACUGUUGAUACAGUCCCAAAAUGUUUUGCAUGUCAUCAGUCAAGUUUUCAAGAUAUAGGAUUUUCAUUUUCACUGUGUUUUUCAUCAUGAUGAUACAUUUUGCUUUAUCAUGAUACUGUGGCAAGUGAAACUUUGCUUCUUGAAAAUCCUAUAUCUUGAAAACUUGACUGCUGACUUGCAAAACAUUUUGGGAUUGUAUCAACAGUGGACUAAUUAAAAAAAUACCACUAGAUAGUUUGAGUGGAUUAUUCCUUUAAACCUACCAAUCACACUGUCCACUUGAAAUGAAUGUAGCCAACAGAGUCUAACACUAAUCAGGCAAUUGAUUUUGAUUGAACAAUAUUCAUUAUUCAACAGUUUAUACUUUGUUAGUAUUACUUUUUAUAUAACCAUUCCGAAUUAAGCAUAAAGGCUAACUAUGAUGCUAUAAUUUCUACAUGGCUUGACCUAGCAUUUCGGAAAUAGGUUUGAAAUAUAGCUCUCCCUUUGCUUUUUUCAACAAACAUAAUUGUUCAUGGAUAGCCUCCAAUAAUUCAAACAAUGAAAAUACCAAGACAUGCCUAAUUUCUUUACUUCCACCACCUAUAAAAACAGAAAUUCCCCUCAUCUCAAUGUUUUGAGAUGCUAACAUGAAUUGACCAGGUAGAUAACCUCUUGCAAAGAAGUCACACAUUUAUAUCUUACAAUUAUUUGGCUACAAAGCACUCUAGAUUGGGAGGAAUAGGCUAAGUACUGUGACAACCAGACGGGGUCUCCCCUAUUCACAGCAAUCAGCGGUUAUUGCAUUUCCUCCCGCAUGUUGUUGCUGUCUGUUAUAUUAAUUCCCAACCUUUCGGACGCGCACCUGAGUGGCUGGAAGCGGCACUGGUCAGCCACUGAGUAGGGUAGCAGAUUAUCCAUCCUGAAGGGCACAAACUGCAGUAGGUGGCCCCUUCCCUGAAAUAUAUUUUCUUAGUAAACAAAACGUUAGAAACAGUUAGCCUACAUGUUACACAGACCUUUUUUGGGCAGUUUUGGAAAUGCUAUAUUGUAAAACUGAAUAAACAGAAACUAACUGGAAGUUUGGAACAAGAACCCUUCGGCUCACUAAAGCUACAUGCUCUGCCUCAGUUGAGCCCUGCUAGCUACCACUGACCCAGUCAACCCUGACUGAGACCACGCCCCAGUGCUCCACUCAUUGUGCGUGGCAGGAAGUGUCCUGUACUGACACGUAGGGCUGACAGUCCAAUCAUUCCACCGUCCAAGGCCAAACUAUUUCCCUGGCCUCAUUUCUCACCACUCUCCCCUACUCCUAACCCAUCUCGCCCUCUCUUCACCCUCCCUCACUCCUGUCCUGACAGUGGGGUCUUGGCUGGCAUGGGCACAGAGAUGUCACAUGUAUGUGUGAGAUAUAGCUAGCAGGCUGGCACAGAGAUGGCCAUAGUAAGAGAUCAGAUUGCGUGUGUGUGUAACUCCUCUAGCCUGUCCCAUCAUGUCACAGUGCUAUGAAGUUGUAUGUCACCAAAUGAAGAGAGGAGGGACGAGAAAAGGGGAAACUUAUCUGGACUGAAGCAGUGGGGGUUACUGACCUGCUACACUAGACCUGUAGCUUUUGCAGAGCGUGAGACGCUCCUCGAUGCCCUAGUGUAGCUCCUAUGUUGGGGUAGUAGCUGUAUGUAGUGAGAGCACGUUAAGGGUUAGUGGGGUUCGGAUAAAGUUUAGUUGGGUUAGUUAGGUUUAAUUAGUGUUUAGUAGUGGGAGCGGAUCAAAGGGCUCUGCUAGAUUACAGCCCAGAGACCAGUCUGUCUCAGACCACUUACGUAAACAAUGGAUUAGAACUAUAGAAUAGGACCAAACCUUGAACAUUCUUUGGUUUUAGGGAACAAUAAUAGUAGUCUACACUCACAUUCAACACACACACACACACACACAAACAAACAAAGCUGAUAAAUCCAGAGAGAGCUGUGGUGUAAAGUAAUCCACUUGAUCCUGAUUAAAGUGGAGUGGGUUUUAAUCAUCUCGGUGUGCACAUAUGUAUAUAAUCAGAUAAUCUCAUGCUCUCUCUCCCUCUCUCUCUCUCUCAGGUAUGGUCUGAAGCCCAACGACCAGAUCCUGGCAGAGGACAAGCACAAAGCAUUGUGGGUACCUCCUACCACUUCCAUUAAUUCAAACAAUCAUUCAACAUCAUCCGAGGUUAAUCUAGUCUCAGUAGCCUCACAUUUGCCUUGUUUCUCUGUUGCAUGAAGAAGUGUUUUUCCAUUUUAGACUCCUGAUUGACUGUUGGUGCGCUGUGUGGUCACUGUUCAGACACGCACGCACACAUGCAGGGUCCGUAAAUUCACACACUGAGCUGUUCUCUUUCCUGGAGUGGGCUGGACAGAACAGACACGUUCUAGAAUUCACCAGGACGAGUCUAGCCAAUGAUGGGGCAGGAGGUUCAGAACUAGCCAAUAGAAGAGCAAGAGGCCUAACCUCCCCCUCCCUCCGGGCCAAAGCAGUUAGAGAAAGAAAGUCUACAUUUAAUCACAGAGAGAUAAGAAGACAGCAGAGUGGAAGGUUUUCCCAAGAUUCAGUAGGAUACAACCAAGGUUGUAUUCAGAUCAGUAUAUCAUAUGAAUGUGGUACCCUAAAACAUUGAGCACUUCUCAAGGCGUUGGGAGAAUAAUUUGGCAUGCAGCUAGCUAGCUAAGCAAACAACGUGUCAUUUAGCUUGCUUCAUCAGAUAUUAGGCUUUUGGAAAGAGCUUGACAUCGCCAAGUUCUCGUCCUGGCAAAGUUGUCAGUCGGACUACUGUCAUCACCAUUAUAGAUGGCAAGCAAAUCAAACAAUAUUUGGAUAUAGCCAUCUAGUUUAUUUCCUGAAAGUUAGCUUGUUAACUAUAUUGACGUGAUCUGUUAUUAGCUAGCUAGCUAAUUUGACGUGGUCCAAGUUGGUUAGAGAAAAAGUACAUUUGUUCUACUUACCACUAUGUUUAGCCAACUGUACAAAGUUUCUACGCUACCGUUAGCUUGCAAAGUAAACAUUAUCAGCUAACAGUACAUCGGCAAAUGCGCCCUUCUGCUGCUUGACAGGCAGAGCCCACAAAGGAUGGAAAAUUAACCUAAACCACUCAUGCUUGUCAGGUAUAGAUCACUUUUAUUUUUAUAUCACUGAAAUAUCAAAUGAAUGGUGGCUGAUAUCUUGAGGCUACCCUCACGUAUCUGAAAUUACAUGAUCAAUUGAUAUGUACUGAUCAUGAAAGCAUGCAGUUACUUGCUGUAUAACUCUGAUGAUAGAGCUAAAUGUGUGCAAUUGUUACCGAGGUAAAGACAGAUUCAGGUUGGAUAUUCAACGGAUAUUCGCCUGUAGUUUUCCUUACGUCCACCAACAGCAGUUAGGGACGUCAACAUGGUGACAAAUCAACAUUUUCACAUUUCAAUAGCUGUUUAACGAUUAAAACUUUCAAAACUGGUUCUAGCGAACCCGAUGGCAGAGAGACAUAUUGCACAAACUUUUUUUUGUUGAUUUACAUCUCGCACUAUUUUAAAUUAUUUGUUUUAAUUUUUGAAAUUCAAUAGCGCCUUGGUCAUGUGACCCACACACCAAAAACAAGGUUCAUAAUGGCCUACACAUUGCACAUCCUUUUGUAUGUCCAUUUGCAUCUCAUGAGAUUUUACAAUAAUUUUUACAAGUUUCACAUUUCAAUAGCUCCUUAGUCAUAUGAUCUACACCCCUCAAACUACUUUCAGAAUAUCCACUGAGUAGCCUUAUACAGUGAGGGGAAAAAAGUAUUUGAUCCCCUGCUGAUUUUGUACGUUUGCCCUCUGACAAAGAAAUGAUCAGUCUAUAAUUUUAAUGGUAGGUUUAUUUGAACAGUGAAAGACAGAAUAACAACAAAAUAAUCCAGAAAAACGCAUGUGAAAAAUGUUAUAAAUUGAUUUGCAUUUUAAUGAGGGAAAUAAGUAUUUGACCCCUCUGCAAAACAUUACUUAGUACUUUGUGGCAAAACCCUUGUUGGCAAUCACAGAGGUCAGACGUUUCUUGUAGUUGGCCACCAGGUUUGCACACAUCUCAGGAGGGAUUUUGUCCCACUCCUCUUUGCAGAUCUUCUCCAAGUCAUUAAGGUUUCGAGGCUGACGUUUGGCAACUCGAACCUUCAGCUCCCUCCACAGAUUUUCUAUGGGAUUAAGGUCUGGAGACUGGCUAGGCCACUCCAGGACCUUAAUGUGCUUCUUCUUGAGCCACUCCUUUGUUGCCUUGGCCAUGUGUUUUGGGUCAUUGUCAUGCUGGAAUACCCAUCCACGAUCCAUUUUCAAUGCACUGGCUGAGGGAAGAAGGUUCUCACCCAAGAUUUGACGGUACAUGGCCCCGUCCAUCGUCCCUUUGAUGCAGUGAAGUUGUCCUGUCCCCUUAGAAGAAAAACACCCCCAAAGCAUAAUGUUUCCACCUCCAUGUUUGACGGUGGGGAUGGUGUUCUUGGGGUCAUAGGCAUUAUUCCUCCUCCUCCAAACACGGCGAGUUGAGUUGAUGCCAAAGAGCUCAAUUUUGGUCUCAUCUGACCACAACACUUUCACCCAGUUCUCCUCUGAAUCGUUCAGAUGUUCAUUGGCAAACUUCAGACGGGCCUGUAUAUGUGCUUUCUUGAGCAGGGGGACCUUGCGGGCGCUGCAGGAUUUCAGUCCUUCACGGCGUAGUGUGUUACCAAUUGUUUUCUUGGUGACUAUGGUCCCAGCUGCCUUGUGAUCAUUGACAAGAUCCUCCUGUGUAGUUCUGGGCUGAUUCCUCACCGUUCUCAUGAUCAUUGCAACUCCACGAGGUGAGAUCUUGCAUGGAGCCCCAGGCCGAGGGAGAUUGACAGUUUUUUUCUGUUUCUUCCAUUUGCGAAUAAUCGCACCAACUGUUGUCACCUUCUCACCAAGCUGCUUGGCGAUGGUCUUGUAGCCCAUUCCAGCCUUGUGUAGGUCUACAAUCUUGUCCCUGACAUCCCUGAAGAGCUCUUUGGUCUUGGCCGUGGUGGAGAGUUUGGAAUCUGAUUGAUUGAUUGCUUCUGUGGACAGGUGUCUUUUAUACAGGUAACAAGAUGAGAUUAGGAGCACUCCCUUUAAGAGUGUGCUCCUAAUCUCAGCUCGUUACCUGUAUAAAAGACACCUGGGAGCCAGAAAUCUUUCUGAUUGAGAGGGGGUCAAAUACUUAUUUCCCUCAUUAAAAUGCAAAUCAAUUUAUAACAUUUUUUCCAUGUGUUUUUCUGGAUUUUUUUGUUAUUCUUUCUCUCCCUGUUCAAAUAAACCUACCAUUAAAAUUAUAGACUGAUAAUUUCUUUGUCAGUCGGCAAACGUACAAAAUCAGCAGGGGAUCAAAUACUUUUUUCCUUCACUAUAUGUAGCACAACCUUUUAUUUGUCCAUUUUCCUUUCAGGUGAUUUUACAUGAAUUUGUCUAUGUUUUUCAUUGUUUCCAAUUUCAAUAGCUCCUUGGUCAUGUGAUCUACAACCCUGAAACUACUUUCAGAACAUCCACUCACUAGCCUUAUAUAUUGCACAACCUUUUGUUUGUCCAUUUUCCUCUCAGGUGAUGUUACAUGAAUUUGUCUAUGUUUUUCAUUGUUUCGAAUUUCAAUUGCUCUCUGGUCAUGUGACCUACAACCCUCAAACUGCUGUCAGAAUAUCCACUGACAAGCCUUAUAUAUUGCACACCCUUCGUCCAUUUUCAUCUCAGGUGGUGUGCAAUAUAUAAGGCUUGUCAGUGGAUAUUCUGACAGCAGUUUGAGGGUUGUGGGUCACAUGACCAGAGAGCUAUUGAAAUUAGAAAGUUAAAAAGAUUCAUGUAAAAAUGUGUGAGAUGAAAAUGGACAAACUAAAGGGUGUGCAAUGUGUAGGCCCAAUGAGUGUACAUGCUGAACCUUGUUUGAGGUCAGUAGGUCACAUGACCAAGGAGCUAUUGAAAUUCGAAUGUAAAAAAAGUUUGUACUUUGUUUACGCUCCCUAACUAAUUCAACUAGGAAUAUGGAAUGUUGCUCACAUUUCCACAUGUUUAUUAGCUUUGGAAAGCAAAGUAAUGUCCAUAACAUGAAAAUAAGACCUGUGCAAUGUUGUGCGCAAUUAUUCCAACAUCAUGACACUUAUUUGGAGUCUGUGGCUCAAGUGGUAUGAAAGCUAUUGAGGUUUGAAUGCGCGAAUAUCCAACCUGAAACUGUCUUUACCUCAGUGCAAUUGUUUUGCAUGGAAUAAUUGGAAAAUUGUAGUUCUGACUAUGCUCUUCAAGAGGUGAUGAUAUUCCAACUAAAUACUUAACAUUUAUUUAACAAUCCCUUGAAAACGACACGCAGUUGUCAAUAGUUUUAGCGUAGCUGGGGUUCUCCUUGCCCAACAGCAGGCAAAUUGAACACUGCACCUUAUUGUGAAAUGUUAUUGAUAACGACCUAUUAACUAAGUGUCUCAGAGAAGGAAUGCUGAUUUUGCCAAUUCAAUCACAAUUAAUAUGAUUACAUGGACACGGGGAACCUGAUCCUAGAUCAACAUUCUUAGGGGACUUUCACGUCGAAUUGGUUUGUAGCGUUUUUUUUACAACUGUAGUGCGUUUCCCCUCUAGUUCGGUUUGGUUGGACUGGUGUGAACACUAUCGCACUCGGGAGCGCACUAAACAACGCACCGUGAUUCGCUGCAGGUGAGAACGCAGUCAGGUCCAAACACAGGAAAAGAACCAGAGUUGCGCAGUAUGAUUGGUUGCAAAAUGCAUGCAGCAUCAUAACUUGACAUCUCUGAAACAUUGUGAGUAGCAGCGCAUUUAUGAGUGUAUCCGAUUAGGGGAGACAGGGGCUAUAAUGGGGAUAUAGGUUACUGAAUAGCCUAUUCACAUUGCAGUUGGAGUGGUUAUUGCUCAGUUUCCUCCCGCAUGUUUUUGGAAGACCAAAGCGAAAGUAUUAUGAAGAUUGGAACACACAAGUGAUGCUUCAUGAUGCUCAUAGAUGGAUUUAACGUGAGCAUUUAUGUCCAAUAAACAAAUGACUUGCAUGGACACGUGGUUUUUGUUUAGGAAUUUUAGUUUGUUUGACAUUUGGCAAUAUGAAACCAACCGGACCAAAAAUCAAUAAAUAGAGCUAUAGCUCAAAACUAUGUGGGAAAAGCCCUUACUCUGAGACUUGAUUCAUACUGCCCCAGAAAAUAUGUACAUAGUUAUUAUAUCUGGAGCAUGUCCAGACUGAAGGAGCAGAGAGAGGUGUGUAAAAGGCAACAGUCUCUGUUUGUUGUAGCCUUGGGAGUUUCCCUCCGCUCUAAUCCAGGCGUUCCCAUUGGUCGAGGAGAAACGUCUCACUGCAGGAGGCGUAUUGAGACUAAGAAGUGUAACAUUCAGGACGUUACAGAUAUAAAUUAGUUGAUUUAUUCUACUUGUCAGACAAUCAUAUCUGCUCUACACAACUCAUUUCUAUCUGAACGUUCUGUAACUUUGUGUCAUACUGAACGGACCCCAUGUGUAGGUGUUUGAGCUGUGUCCUAGGUGUGCUGUCCCCCUUCCCCCCAGCCCAUUCCUGUCCAGAUGUUUGAGUUGUGACCAAUACUGACCUCAGCUGUUCUGUUAGCCAACAACCACCCUGCUCUAGUUGAGUCAGCAGACAGACUGGGCAGUAAACAAACCACUAAGGUUGGGAAAUAGCUGUGCUGGAGGGCGAAGGCCUCUGAUUCACUCCUCUGCGUCUCUCUAAGCCAAUGGCGCAAACAGUCUCGCAAAAUCUCAGCCUCACCUCCUUGGCACUGUGAUCUGCUGGGCCAGCCCUAUUUUAGUCUGUUUAACAUGCAUUCCCCCCUUACAUACAUACACACGCGGACCAGCACAUGCACGCACGCAAACACCUCCCUCUCUCCCCCAUCCGUCUCUCUCCCCCUCUACCAUCCCCUUUCCAUCUCUCACUCUCUCUCUCACUCCAUCUGUCGGUCUGUGUGUGUUAUCAGUAGGUGAUAAGGCUGCUAAGUAUAGAGAACAGAACAUGUAACUUGGGCCAUAACGGUCUUUAGCUCUGUCUCAGAGGAAAAUAUAAUGUUUCUCAAACCAUAUGUACUGAAUCGUAGUAAAGCUUGAAACCAUAUAACAAACUUUUCCCUGUUGUCUUAAACAUUGUACGUGCAUGUGUGUUGUAGGUUUGAAGAGAUUGUCAAAAAGUUUAAAGUAGAGUACCAUGCCGGAGGAGCUACACAGAACUCUAUAAAAAUCGCCCAGGUAUGACACACACACACACAUUUAGUCAUUACACUAUCCCACAGUACCUUCUCCGAAAUGUAUGUUUCAUUCACACACACUGACACACACCACACACUCUAAACUACUCUAACACACACCCACUCCUCUCCAGUGGAUGAUCCAGGAUCCCCACAAAGUGUGUACGUUCUUCGGCUGUAUCGGGGAGGAUAAGUUUGGGGAGAUUCUGAAACAGAAGUCAGAGGAGGCCCACGUGGACGCCCACUACUAUGAGCAGACAGAGAAGCCUACAGGGACCUGUGCCGCAUGCAUCACCGGGGACAACAGGUAAACACGACAUUCUCUCGCUCUCAUAAUACACACAUACACACACUUUCUCACUCAUAAUAUACACACACACUCCAAGGACAACAGGUCAAGAUUCCACUCCAUCGAACGCCAAAGUGUCCCUCUCAUCAACUGCAAUCUUUCUUUUGUUCCCUGUCUCAGGUCUCUGGUAGCUAACCUAGCGGCAGCUAACUGUUAUAAGAAGGACAAACAUCUGGACUUGAAGGAGAACUGGAAACUGGUGGAGAAAGCCAAAGUCUACUAUAUUGCUGUGAGUAACAAAGACCACAUACACUACCAGUCAAAAGUUUGGACACACCUACUCAUUCAAGGGUUUUUCUUUAUUUUUACUAUUUUCUACAUUGUAGAAUAAUAGUGAAGACAUCAAAACUAUGAAUUAACCCAUAUGGAAUCAUGUAGUAACCAAACAAUAGCCAUCCUUUGCCUUGAUGACAGCUUUGCACACUCUUGGCAUUCUCUCAACCAGCUUCACCUGGAAUGCUUUUCCAACAGUCUUGAAGGAGUUCCCACAUAUGCUGAGCACUUGUUGGCUGCUUUUCCUUCACUCUGCCGUCCAACUCAUCCCAAACCAUCUCAAUUGGUUUGAGGUCGGGGGAUUGUGGAGGCCAGGUCAUCUGAUGCAGCACUCCAUCACUCUCCUUCUUCUAAAAUAGCCCUUACACAGCCUGGAGGUGUGUUGGGUCAUUGUCCUGUUGAAAAACAAAUGAUAGUCCCACUAAGCCCAAACCAGAUGGGAUGGCGUAUUGCUGCAGAAUGCUGUGGUAGCCAUGCUGGUUAAGUGUGCCUUGAAUUCUAAAUAAAUCACAGAAUGUGUCACCAGCAAAGCACCCCCACACCAUAAACCUCCCCCUCCAUGCUUUACGGUGGGAACUAAACAUGCAGAGAUCAUCCGUUCACCCACACCGCGUCUCACAAAGACACGGCGGUUUGAACCAAACAUUUCAAAUUUAGACUCCAGACCAAAGGACACAUUUCCACCGGUCUAAUGGCCGGUUCACACAGUCCCCUCUGAACAGUUGAUGUUGAGAUGUGUCUGUGACUUGAACUCUGUGAAGCAUUUAUUUGGGCUGCAAUUUCUGAGGCUGGUAACUCUAAUAAACUUAUGCUCUGCAGCAGAGGUAACUGUGGGUCUUCCAUUCCUGUGGCGGUCCUCAUGAGAGCCAGUUUCAUCAUAGCGCUUGAUGGUUUUUGCGACUGCACUUGAAGAAACUUUAAAAGUUCUUGACAUUUUCCGUAUUGACAGACCUUCAUGUCUUAAAGUAAUGAUGGACUGUCAUUUCUCGUUGCUUAUUUGAGCUGUUAUUGCCAUGAUUGUGUUAUUUCAUAGUUUUGAUGUCUUCACUAUUAUUCUACAAUGUAAAAAAUAAAAAUAAAGAAAAACCCUCGAAUGAGUAGGUGUGUUCAAACUUUUGACUGGUAGUGUACAUAUACACUGAGUAGCAAAUAUACACUGAGUAGCAUUGAUUAUAACAGGCUUACUAGCAUUGAUUAUAACAUACUGUGUAGCAUUGAUUAUAACAGGCUGUGAAUAAUUUAUUAUAACAUGCUUAGUAGCAUGGAUUAUAACAGGUUUAGUAGCAUGGAUAAUAGCAGGUUUAGUAGCAUGGAUUAUAACAGGUUUAGUAGCAUGGAUUAUAGCAGGUUUAGUAGCAUGGAUUAUAGCAGGUUUAGUUGCAUGGAUUAUAACAGGUUUCGUAGCAUGGAUUAUAACAUACUGUGUAGCAUUGAUUAUAACAGGCUGUGCAGCAUUGAUUGUAACAGGCUGUGAAUAAUUUAUUAUAACAUGCUUAGUAGCAUGGAUUAUAACAGGUUUAGUAGCAUGGAUUAUAGCUGGUUUAGUAGCAUGGAUUAUAACAGGUUUAGUAGCAUGGAUUAUAACAGGUUUAGUAGCAUGGAUUAUAACAGGUUUAUUAGCAUGGAUUAUAACAGGUUUAGUAGCAUGGAUUAUAGCAGGUUUAGUAGCAUGGAUUAUAACAGGUUUAUUAGCAUGGAUUAUAACAGGUUUAGUAGCAUGGAUUACAGCAGGUUUAUUAGCAUGGAUUAUAACAGGUUUAUUAGCAUGGAUUAUAACAGGUUUAUUAGCAUGGAUUAUAACAGGUUUAGUAGCAUGGAUUAUAGCAGGUUUAUUAGCAUGGAUUAUAACAGGUUUAGUAGCAUGGAUUACAGCAGGUUUAUUAGCAUGGAUUAUAACAGGUAUAGUAGCAUGGAUUAUAACAUGUUUAGUUGCAUGGAUUAUAACAGGUUUAGUAGCAUGGAUUAUAACAGGUUUAGUAGCAUGGAUUAUAACAGGUUUAUUAGCAUGGAUUAUAACAGGUUUAUUAGCAUGGAUUAUAACAGGUUUAGUAGCAUGGAUUAUAGCAGGUUUAUUAGCAUGGAUUAUAACAGGUUUAGUUGCAUGGAUUAUAACAGGUUUAUUAGCAUGGAUUAUAACAGGUAUAGUAGCAUGGAUUAUAACAUGUUUAGUUGCAUGGAUUAUAACAGGUUUAGUAGCAUGGAUUAUAACAGGUUUAGUAGCAUGGAUUAUAACAGGUUUAGUAGCAUGGAUUAUAACAGGUUUAGUAGCAUGGAUUAUAACAGGUUUAUUAGCAUGGAUUAUAACAGGUUUAGUAGCAUGGAUUAUAGCAAAUUUAGUAGCAUGGAUUAUAACAGGUUUAGUAGCAUGGAUUAUAACAGGUUUAUUAGCAUGGAUUAUAACAGGUUUAUUAGCAUGGAUUACAGCAGGUUUAUUAGCAUGGAUUAUAACAGGUUUAUUAGCAUGGAUUAUAACAGGUUUAUUAGCAUGGAUUAUAACAGGUUUAGUAGCAUGGAUUAUAGCAGGUUUAUUAGCAUGGAUUAUAACAGGUUUAGUAGCAUGGAUUACAGCAGGUUUAUUAGCAUGGAUUAUAACAGGUUUAGUAGCAUGGAUUAUAACAGGUUUAGUUGCAUGGAUUAUAACAGGUUUAGUUGCAUGGAUUAUAACAGGUUUAGUUGCAUGGAUUAUAACAGGCUUAGUUGCAUGGAUUAUAACAGGUUUAUUAGCAUGGAUUUAACAGGUUUAGUAGCAUGGAUUAUAACAGGUUUAGUUGCAUGGAUUAUAACAGGUUUAUUAGCAUGGAUUAUAACGGGUUUAUAUAGCAUGGAUUAUAACAGGUUUAGUAGCAUGGAUUAUAACAGGUUUAGUAGCAUGGAUUAUAACAGGUUUAUAGCAUGGAUUAUAACAGGUUAGUUGCAUGGAUUAUAACAGGUUUAUUAGCAUGGAUUAUAACAGGUUUAGUAGCAUGGAUUAUAACAGGUUUAGUAGCAUGGAUUAUAACAGGUUUAGUUGCAUGGAUUAUAACAGGUUUAUUAGCAUGGAUUAUAACAGGUUUAGUAGCAUGGAUUAUAACAGGUUUAGUAGCAUGGAUUAUAACAGGUUUAGUUGCAUGGAUUAUAACAGGUUUAGUAGCAUGGAUUAUAACAGGUUUAGUUGCAUGGAUUAUAACAGGUUUAGUUGCAUGGAUUAUAACAGGUUCAGUAGCAUGGAUUAUAACAGGUUUAGUAGCAUGGAUUAUAACAGGUUUAGUAGCAUGGAUUAUAACAGGUUUAGUAGCAUGGAUUAUAACAGGUUUAUUAGCAUGGAUUAUAACAGGUUUAGUAGCAUGGAUUAUAACAGGUUUAGUAGCAUGGAUUAUAACAGGUUUAGUAGCAUGGAUUAUAACAGGUUUAGUAGCAUGGAUUAUAACAGGUUUAUUAGCAUGGAUUAUAACAGGUUUAGUAGCAUGGAUUAUAACAGGUUUAUUAGCAUGGAUUAUAACAGGUUUAGUAGCAUGGAUUAUAACAGGUUUAGUUGCAUGGAUUAUAACAGGUUUAGUAGCAUGGAUUAUAACAGGUUUAGUAGCAUGGAUUAUAACAGGUUUAUUAGCAUGGAUUAUAACAGGUUUAGUUGCAUGGAUUAUAACAGGUUCAGUAGCAUGGAUUAUAACAGGUUUAGUAGCAUGGAUUAUAACAGGUUUAGUAGCAUGGAUUAUAACAGGUUUAUUAGCAUGGAUUAUAACAGGUUUAGUAGCAUGGAUUAUAACAGGUUUAGUAGCAUGGAUUAUAACAGGUUUAGUUGCAUGGAUUAUAACAGGUUUAGUAGCAUGGAUUAUAACAGGCUUAGUUGUAUGGAUUAUAACAUACUGUGAAGCAUUGAUUAUAACAUGCUCUGUAACAUUAUUACAUGCGGUGUAGCAUUGAUUAUAACAGGCUGUGUAGAAUUGAUUAUAACAGGUUUAGUAACAUUGAUUACAACAGGCUGUGUAGCAGUGAUAACAGGCUUUAUUAUCUUCUCUGUAGGGUUUCUUCCUGACAGUGUCUCUGGAGUCCAUACUGAAAGUGGCCAAACACGCGUCUGAGAAUAACAAGCUGUUCACUCUGAACCUCUCCGCUCCCUUCAUCUCCCAGUUCUUCAAAGACGGCCUCAUGGAGGUCAUGCCCUACGUGGACGUGCUGUUCGGCAACGAGACGGUACACACACACACACCCUCAUUCACUAAUUUAUCCGGUAUCUAGGUCCUUCUAGAGAGAGAGACAGACAAACAGAUGGGUAAAGUGAGAGUGUGACAGGGAGAGAGUGACGGAAAGAAAGGGAGCAAUGGGCAAAUAGGCAGAGAAAGGGUGACAGACACAGGCAGACAGAUAGGGAGCGAGAGGACGAUGGAGAGAGACCGACAGGCAAACGAGGUAGAACGUUAUGGCGAAAUACACUGAAUGCACAAAACAUUAGGAACACCUUCCUUUUGCCCUCAGAACAGCCUCAAUUCGUCAGGGCAUGGACUCUACAAAGUGUCGAAAGCGUUCUACAGGGAUGCUGGCCCAUGUUGACUCCAAUGCGUCCCACAGUUGUGUCAAGUUGGCUGGAUGUCCUUUGGGUGGUGGACCAUUCUUGAUACACACAGGAAACUGUUGAGCCUGAAAAACCCAGUAGCGUUGCAGUUCUUGACACACUCAAACCGGUGCGCCCGGCACCUACUACCAUACUGAUAUAGAAAUUAAAAUUUAUACAGGUUAAAAGUAAUGACAAAAUGUUCCACCCUUAAAUAUAGUUGUGAAAUGUUCUUGUUUUAAGUAUGAUUAGUACUUUCUUAGUAGUGACUAAUUAUUAUACUCCGAAACUGUGUGAGAUGUGUUAGAAUCUACUACUUGGUAAUGUGUGAGUGUAGGACCAGUAAAGAUUAUGACAUUGUGUUACUAUUUAGCAAUGUGAGUAGGCGUUAGACCGGACGGCGAAGAAGAAGAACUGUUAAACAUGGUGCAGAAUAUUGUGAGAACGGUGAUAACUGAGGAAUAUAGGGAGGAGAGAAACUGUUAGGCUUGGAAGAGUGUGUGUGUGUGUGUGUGUGUGUGUGUGUGUGUGUGUGUGUGACCUGAUGGUCAGGAGAGCAGUUUUCCAGUGGAAAACUACAGCCCGCCUAAAGAGGGGUGGGAUUUUUCCUCUGACGUGUGCAUAUAAAAAUAUUGUACGACCAUUUUGUUUUAGAACGUUCUCAUUAAUAAAGCCUGAUGAUUGUAUGCUGGGCUGCUUGAUCUGAUUAUUAGAGAUUUACAACCUCUGGGAUACAGACUGAGUAAUAAGUUCAUUUUUGAAACAUUGGGAUAUAAAUUCUCGUAACACAUACCCCUUUCAAAGGCACUUAAAUAUUUUGUCUUGCCCCUUCACCCUCUGAAUGGCACACAUAAACAAACCAUGUCUCAAGGGUUAAAAUUCCUUCUUUAACCUGUCUCCUCCCCUUCACCUACACUGAUAUGAAGUGGCAUUUAACAGGGGACAUCAAUAAGGGAUCAUAGACUGACCAGGUGAAAGUUAUGUCAUGAAAAGAGCAGGUGUUCCUAAUGUUUUGUACACUCCGUGUAUACGGAGACUAAUGGGACAUUUCUGUUUUUCAGGAGGCGGCUACGUUUUCAAAAGAGCAAGGCUUUCAGGUGAGUGGACUGCGAUUUCAAACACAAACACUCUUGUAUAUUAGAAUAGCUUGUUUGUGACUACGAUGUGUGUUUGUAGACUGAGGACAUCGAGGAGAUUGCUAAGAAGGCCCAGGCUCUUCCCAAAGUCAACAAGAAGAGACCGAGAAUUGUUGUCUUAACUCAGGGGAAGGACGGAACCAUCAUGACCAAUGGUAACUACACAUAUACACACACGUUGACAGGCACACACGCUGACACUCGCACACUGAUAUGAGUGCAGAAACUAGCCUGACUUCAGCAACUCGUGGGAAUUGGCCUAUAUGUAUAAGGCUACAUUUAAAUGUUUCUUACACAAUAAAUAUGAAAAGCAUAUGCAUAACCAUGGUUGCAAUUGAACGGGAACAUUUUGGAGAUAAUGGGGAAAUUAUUAGACCAAAGGUGAGUACACAACAGUUCACAAGACUGAAUCCAAACAUUACACUUUUGAUUUUAUGUGCAUUUUACAUUUACUGUACUUUUCGCCACAUUUGUUGAUAAUGAAUUCUGAAAAUACUGAUUCAGUAACAUAAAACUAUUCCUGGAAAAUGUGGGGUAGGUGCAACAUAAGACAAAACAAUUACAAGGGUUUGAGUGAGAGGACAAACUGGUGUCUCACAUCUCCAAAGUGUGUGCAGUUCCUAAGCAAAUUCAAUGCACUUUUAAUAAAAUAAAAUAAAAUAAAAAUGUAUUUGUCACAUGCGCCGAAUACAACAGGUGUAGACCUUACAGUGAAAUGCUUACUUACAAGCCCUUAACCAACAAUGCAGUUUUAAGAAAGAAUACAAAAUAUAUAUAUAUAUUUACAUUUUACAUUUUUAGUCAUUUAGCAGACGCUCUUAUCCAGAGCGACUUACAUGAGCAAUUAGGGUUAAGUGCCUUGCUCAAGGGCACAUCGACAGAUUUUUCACCUAGUAUAUAUAUAUAUACAGUGGGGAGAACAAGUAUUUGAUACACUGCCGAUUUUGCAGGUAUUUUGCAAAAAUCCAGAAAAUCACAUUGUAUGAUUUUUAAGUAAUUCAUUUUCAUUAAACCUCUUGGACCUAGACUUGGCGCUACGGUACCGCUUGCCGUGCGGUAGCGGAGAGAACAGUCUAUGACUAGGGUGACUGGAGUCUUUGACCAUUUGUAGGGCCUUCCUCUGACACCGUCUGGUAUAGAGGUCCUGGAUGGCAGGAAGCUUGGCCCCAGUGAUGUACUGGGCCGUACGCACUACCCUCUGUAGUGCCUUGCGGUCGGAGGCCGAGCAGUUGCCAUUACCAGGCAAUGAUGCAACCAGUCAGGAUGUUCUCGAUGGUGCAGCUGUAGAACCUUUUGAGGAUCUGAGGACCCAUGCCAAAUCUUUUCAGUCUCCUGAGGGGGAAUAGGCUUUGUCGUGCCCUCUUCACGACUGUCUUGGUGUGCUUGGACCAUGGUAGUUUGUUUGAUGUGGACACCAAGGAACUUCAAGCUCUCAACCUGCUCCACUACAGCCCCGUCGAUGAGAAUCGGUGGCGUGCUCGGUCCUCUUCUUUUUCCUGUAGUCCACAAUCAUCUCCUUUGUCUUGAUCACGUUGAGGGAGAGGUUGUUGUCCUGGCACCAAACGGCCAGGUCUCUGACCUCCUCCCUAUAGGCUGUCUCAUCGUUGUCGGUGAUCAGGCCUACCACUGUUGUGUCAUCGGCAAACUUAAUGAUGGUGUUGGAGUCGUGCCUGGAGUGAACAAGGAGUACAGGAGAGGACUGAGCACGCACCCCUGAGGGGCCCCUGUGUUGAGGAUCAGCAUGGCGGAUGUGUUGUUACCUACCCUUACCACCUGGGGGGCGGCCCGUCAGGAAGUCCAGGAUCCAGUUGCAGAGGGAGGUGUUUAGUCCCAGGGUCCUUAGCUUAGUAAUGAGCUUUGAGGGCACUAUGGUGUUGAACGCUGAGCUGUAGUCAAUGAAUAGUAUUCUCACAUAGGUGUUCAUUUUGUCCAGGUAUGAAAGGGCAGUGUGGAGCGCAAUAGAGAUUGCAUCAUCUGUGGAUCUGUUGGGGCGAUAUGCAAAUUGGAUGGGUCUAGGGUUUCUGGGAUAAUGGUGUUGAUGUGAGCCAUGACAAGCCUUUCAAAGCACUUCAUGGCUACAGACGUGAGUGCUACGGGUCGGUAGUCAUUUAGGCAGAUUACCUUAGUGUUCUUAGGCAUAGGGACUAUGGUGGUCUGCUUGAAACAUGUUGGUAUUACAGACUCAGACAGGGAAAGGUUGAAAAUGUCAGUGCAUGCUUGGAGUACACGUCCUGGUAAUCCGUCUGGCCCUGCGGCCUUGUGAAUAUUGAGCUGUUUAAAGGUCUUACUCACAUCGGCUGCGGAGAGUGUGAUCACACAGUAAUCCGGAACAGCUGAUGCUCUCAUGCAUGUUUCAGUGUUACUUGCCUCGAAGCGAGCAUAGAAGUAGUUUAGCUCGUCUGGUAGGCUCGUGUCACUGGGCAGCUCGUGGCUGUGCUUCCCUUUGUAGUCUAUAAUAGUUUGCAAGCCCUGCCACAUCUGACGAGCGUCGGAGCCGGUGUAGAAGAGUCUUCAACUAUAAGGUACUUUUUUGAGCUCUCCUACCUGUGCCGUUGAGGAACUAGAGCAAACACACUUAAGUAGUUGUUUUGUUUGGAACACAGCCCUGCAACCCAGCCAUUAAACAAUAACUGUUGUUGUUUACGCAAUCCCAAAACGGUCGAUUAUAAAUCACAAUCUGGGUCAGGUGGGUAUGAUUUGAAAGCUUGUUCUAUUGCCAACAUUACUAGCUAAGUUAUAAAAUAUGAUCUUACAGUGUUAGGCUUUCACAAGGCAAUUCAGAGAAACAGAUUGUAAUUGGUGCUCAUAGAAAGGAUUCAUGAGUGCAUUGAGGUGCGUGUGCCGCAGUGAAUUUUCUUCACAAUAAACAAACAUGGGCUCAUUCUGUUCAGAACAACCCAGAGUAUGAUGCCAUAUCAUCAUGUAACGGUACAUCAAACAUUGAUCAUAAACAUUGACACUGUAUAUGACAUGAGUUUUGGAGUCACAGGUGUUUGGCUUGCUUGUAUGACAUCAAAGCAGUAUUUAUUGUAAUCCUGUUAUUCUCAACGUCUCAUCUUUCAAAAUACAUUGAGUCAUCGCAAUUUACAGCAUUUCCCUCGCUGACAACAAAAGAAAUUGCGCGCAAUGCUUAAGUUCAGAACGGCCGUCAGUCAAAACCCAUACAGAUGUAGGAUCUUAAUUUGAUCACUCUUUUGUUGCUGCGAAUUUUCCUGCACUGCAGGAAAUGCAUACUUGUAGUGUAUUAGAGGUUUAAAACGUAUUUUGAAGUUUAUUUCCACUUUAAAAUGUUAGACGUGAUUCGCCCAAACAGAAAAUGUAUUAACCCCAUACAAAAAAUAUCCAUUAAUUAUAAUACUCAUAAUAAUUCACAUUUCCUAUUGCUGCGGGAAUAUUUUCCUGUUGCAGCAAAUGGCUCAAAUUAAGAUCCUAUAUCUGUACAGCGCUGUGAAGCGCAGAGCCAGAGUUCUGACGUCAUGUAUAGCAUGUUACUCUACAGCCACUACAUUCCAAUUUAGGCGCUUAUUAGUGCCCAAAUCUGCUAUUUUCAAGCCGUAUACGGGUAUGAGUGUAAAGGGUGUGUGUGUGUGUGUGUGUGUGUGAAGGAGGUGACAAGGUGGAGACGUUCCCAGUGCUGAAGAUUGAUCAGAAGGACAUUGUGGACACAAAUGGAGCCGGAGAUGCCUUUGUAGGAGGUACAUGUCCCUGAGUGUCUUUAUCUAUGUGCAUGAACGUUUCUGUAGGGAUAUCUGUCUGGUCCUUGAGAAAGUUGAAUCAGUGUGUGUGUGUGUGUCAUGCAGGAUUCCUGUCAGAGUUGGUCCAGGACAAGGAGUUGGAACAGUGUGUGAAAGCAGGACACUACGCUGCCAACACCAUCAUCAGACGAGCAGGAUGCACCUUCCCCGAAAAACCAGACUUCCACUGAUUACCUCUAACCUUAA
Messenger RNA from Coregonus sp. 'balchen', 25270 nucleotides. The record is from the annotation of a GenBank genome assembly. NCBI's taxonomy places the organism in Eukaryota, Metazoa, Chordata, Actinopteri, Salmoniformes, Salmonidae.